GGGGGGGUGACCCGUGCGCUAGGCGUCUCCAGGGCAGCGGCGAAGGCAGGGGCAGAAGCGGGGGCCGUGAAGGGCCAUGGCUGAGCUGGCUCCGGUAACAAUGACAUUUGAUGAUGUGGCCUUAUAUUUUUCGGAACAAGAGUGGGAGAUCCUGGAGAAGUGGCAGAAGGAAAUGUAUCAGCAAGUGAUGAAGACCAAUUAUGAGACUCUUGAUUCCCUGGGUGGUGUUUUUUCCAAGCCAGAUUUGAUCACUUGGAUGGAACAAGGGAGAACGCUGUUAAUCAGAGACCAGGGACCCUUGGAGAAAAGAAUGACACUUAGCCCUUCUGCUGAUGAGCAGUGCAGCACGCAGGAGACUCGAAAGUUGCUGUAUUUUGGUGACCAAGGAAAUCUUGGGGCAGAAGAGGAGGAAUGCUGUUCAAAUGGCCUCCAAAAGCAGGGUUCGCGUGCUACCUUCCCAAGGGAGGAAAGAAAGAUCUUACCAAAUCAAAGAGCCACCUUAUGGCACCCAAGUCUCCAAGAAAUAGGGAUUCCACAUGAAAACCUUGACGUCAUAUCCUCUAAUCGGGAUAAGAACGAUCCAUGGCCUACGCUGGUAGGUCCCCCAGGUCACUUGGAAAUUCCACCGGGGCCAAGAUUUUAUUCCUGUUUUGUCUGUAGGAAGGUCUUCCAGGUAAAGAGAGACUUGGUAAAGCACAAAAGAAACCACGCCAAGAGCCAGCUCUGUAAAUAUCCACAGCACAAAAAUGAAUCCAGAGGGAGCUCUGAACGCCGAUGGAACCGGCCGGUCUUGUGUAAGAAGAAGCGUUUCCGGUGUGGCAAGUGCGAGAAGAGCUACUAUCUGAAGUGCAGCCUGAUCAUUCACCAGGUUGUUCACGUGGGCCAGCGCCCCCUCCCGUGCCCCCAGUGUGACCAGACCUUCCAGUUUAGAGCCGCUCUGAAGAAGCAUCUGUGUUUGCACAAAAGGGAGAGACCAUUUUCCUGUGAGCGGUGCGGCAAGGGUUUCGUCUCGCGGUGCAAGCUCACGGAGCACCUCAGGGUGCACACCGGGGAGAAGGCUUUCCGGUGUCCAGAGUGUGACAGAAGCUUCCGCCUGCGGAGGAGUUUGAAGGCCCACCUUUGCCGACACAAUGGGAAGAAGCCUUUCCGUUGCCCGGAGUGUGGCAGAAGCUUUUCCCGAAAGGCUGCCGUGAAGGCCCACCAGAGGAUCCACGGUGGAGAGAAGCCGUUUUCUUGUGACGAAUGUGGUCGGAGAUUCACGCACAAGACGAAACUCGCUGAACAUACCAGAGUUCAUACGGGAGAGAAGCCCUUCCAGUGUCCCGAGUGUGAGAAGAGCUUCCGCCUGAAGAGAAGCCUCAAGGCCCAUCUAUUUCAGCACAGCGGGAAGAAGCCCUUCCAGUGUCCCGAGUGUGACAGGAGCUUCUCUUGGAAGAACGCCAUGAAGGCCCACCAGCGUUUACACAGCGAGGAGAAGCCGUUCUCCUGCGGGGAGUGUGGCAAGAGGUUUACCCGGCCCUCGAAGCUUGCUCGCCAUAGCAGAGUCCACGACAGGCAGAGGGAGUUCUCCUGCGGCGAGUGCAAAAAGACGUUCCCUCGGCAGUCGAGGCUCACGGAGCACCUCAAGGUCCACGCCAAAGAAAAGCCGUUCUCCUGUCCCGAGUGCAGCCGGAGCUUCAGCCGACACUCGCACCUCGCCGAGCACAGGAGGCUUCACGGUGGGGAGGAGCCUUUCCGGUGUCCUGAGUGUGACAAGAGCUUCUUCUGGAAGGCCUCCCUGAAGUUCCACCAGCGGAUACACAGGGGCGAGAAGCCGUUUGCGUGCAGCGAGUGCGGGAAGACCUACACCCAGCAGUCUCAGCUCACCGAACAUCAGAGACUCCACAGCGGAGAGAAACCCUUCCGGUGUCCUGAGUGCCAUAAAAGCUUCCGUCUCAAAGGGAAUUUGAAAAGCCACCUGCUCCAGCACAGUGACAAAAAGCCGUUCUCCUGCGUUAAGUGCGGCAAAAGUUUCACUCAGCGGUACAGGCUCACCGAACACAUUCGAGUCCAUAGUGGUGAGAAGCCCUUCCGGUGUCCCGAGUGUGACAAGAGCUACUGCAUACGGGGAAGCCUGAAGGUCCACCUGCACACGCAUAGUGGAGAGAAGCCCUUCGGGUGUCCGGAAUGUGGCAAAGGCUUCCUCCAGAAGAGAAGUCUGAAGACCCACCUGCACCAUCACAGAGGGGAGAGGCCUUUUUCUUGUGACGAGUGUGGAAGGAGCUUUACGUACAUGGGAGCACUCAACACCCAUAUGGCCGUACAUGCCAGGGCAAAGCCCCUCAGUGUCUAGGCCAAGCCACGCAGAAAGGCGGCAGUGACAGCUCUUAGGUGGCGUUAGCAGCUCUGUCGGAUCCACGGUAGAAGGGGGAUAAGGGAUUCACGGGACACCGGCCUCACAUACGCUGGCCAGAUGCACAGCAGGCAGGGCGUGACAGCUCCUUGACAAAGGUCCCCAAUUAUCCAGGCACAAGAGGCAUCUCCCCUCUGUGAUUCCUGUGGACCAGGCCUGCCGGUUCUGGAAGAAACACUCGACUCUGCCGCCAUUCCGGCAGUUUUUAGCAGCGUCAUCCAAGAGCAUAGUAAUACCUUUAUUAAAUUCUGAAACCUUGGGGCACCUGGGUGGCUCGGUUGAGUGGUUGAUUUCAGCUCAAGUCAUGAUCCCGGGGUCGUGGCAUCGAGCCCCGCGUCGGGCUCUGCGCCGAGCUUAAAGCCUGCUUAAGAUUCCCUCUCUCUUUCCCUCUGCCCCUCUCCCCCACUCGCGCGCGCUCUCUCUCAAAUAACAAUAAAAGAAAUUCCGAAACCACA
Messenger RNA from Panthera uncia (snow leopard), 2847 nucleotides. RefSeq names its product zinc finger protein 425 (gene ZNF425). The transcript is spliced from 4 exons. The coding region runs from base 77 to 2332 and encodes 751 amino acids. The record is from RefSeq and is a predicted model, not a curated record. Gene Ontology annotation, biological process: regulation of DNA-templated transcription. NCBI's taxonomy places the organism in Eukaryota, Metazoa, Chordata, Mammalia, Carnivora, Felidae.